AUAAUCAUUAGGGCGUAAAAAAAAUAAUGGGACCGUACCAUUACCCCAGUUCUGUAGGUGGCAGUAACAUGUUAGUGUCGAAUUUAAGAAGAAGAAGAAGAGGGAAGGAAACCGGAAAUAGUUGACAGGACAGGAUGAUGGAUAUCCGCUUCACCAAAGGGAAGUCUUUAGUGCUGGAGCGCUCUCUGUCUCGGCCCAGGACGGAGGUGAGCCUGAGUGCCUUCGCGCUGCUCUUCUCGGAGAUGGUGCAGUACUGCCAGAGCCGAGUCUACUCGGUGUCCGAGCUGCAGGCGCGCCUGGCGGACAUGGGCCGGACAGUGGGAGCGUCCAUGCUCGACCUGCUGGUGCUGAGGGAGAAGAACGGCAAGAGGGAGACCAAAGUGCUCAACAUCCUGCUCUUCAUCAAGGUGUCCGUGUGGAAGUCUCUGUUCGGUAAGGAAGCAGACAAGCUGGAGCAGGCCAACGACGACGAUAAGACCUACUACAUCAUCGAGAAGGAGCCGCUGGUGAACACGUUCAUAUCCGUGCCUAAAGAGAACAGCACGCUGAACUGUGCCGCCUUCACCGCCGGCAUGGUGGAGGCCAUCCUCACACACAGCGGCUUCCCCGCCAAAGUCACGGCGCACUGGCACAAGGGCACGACGCUCAUGAUCAAAUUCGACGAAGCCGUCAUCGCCCGAGACAAGCAGCUGGACGGGAGGUAGAGAGGAACGAGGUUGAGGAGCGGCACACGCCGUGUGUAGAGGAAGUGGACUCUGUGUGCGUGUGUGUUUUACAGCUACACAGUCAUUCAGGUCAUUUUCAGCAUCUAGUGAAAAGUCAGUGGACUUUUUUGGAUCGUUGGAAAAUUAAAAAACACAGGAAAAGGAACCGUUUGGUGAAAAUGUUUACGCAGGCCCUCUGCCUGGAUUCUAAAACAAAUGGCACUCAUUUUGUCUGCUCAGAGCAUGACUGUAUAUCUAUAUGUACACUAAUAUAUCUCAUAAUACUAAAGUAAAUGGUAAUAAAACUGACCUGAGGUAAAACUCUCCAUUUUGGCUUCUUGUGGUUGAUUUAAAACCAUAAACAGGAACAAACAAAAGUCUUAUUGCUUCACUAUUCGACAGCAUGAGGUCAUAGAGAACGCGUCCAGAGUGUGUGUGUGUGUGUGUGUGAGGGGGGAUGAUCUUUAGGUGUUGGGUCAGUUAUCAGUGUUUGUGUUUCCACACAGCUCUGUUUAUCGUACUCAGUUCACUGUUGAGUAUCAUCCUGCCACUGACGUGACUUUCUUCUGUCUUUGCUGUGAAGAGAAAUCACUUCUCUGACAAUAAUUGCACGUUAUAUACAACAAUAAACACGUAUAGAUGUAUAUUA
Hemibagrus wyckioides is the source of this 1353-nucleotide messenger RNA. Its product is annotated as trafficking protein particle complex subunit 5-like. NCBI's taxonomy places the organism in Eukaryota, Metazoa, Chordata, Actinopteri, Siluriformes, Bagridae. Gene Ontology annotation, cellular component: TRAPPII protein complex; TRAPPIII protein complex; TRAPPI protein complex. The record is from RefSeq and is a predicted model, not a curated record. The transcript is spliced from 3 exons. Bases 135 to 704 code for a protein of 189 amino acids. Gene Ontology annotation, biological process: endoplasmic reticulum to Golgi vesicle-mediated transport.